Lonchura striata (white-rumped munia) is the source of this 1212-nucleotide messenger RNA. Its product is annotated as aldo-keto reductase family 1 member B10. NCBI's taxonomy places the organism in Eukaryota, Metazoa, Chordata, Aves, Passeriformes, Estrildidae. Gene Ontology annotation, molecular function: oxidoreductase activity. The record is from RefSeq and is a predicted model, not a curated record.
GGACGGGGCGGGCGCGGUGAUGCCGCCGUUAAAGGGCUCGGCGGGCCGUGGCACCGGGCAGCAUUCCCGGCUGGAGCCAUGGCCACCUGCGUGCAGCUCUGCACCGGGGCCAGGAUGCCGCUGGUGGGGCUGGGCACAUGGAAGUCUCCAGCUGGGCAAGUAAAAGCUGCAGUGACAGCUGCCAUCGAUGCCGGGUACCGCCACUUCGACUGUGCCUAUGUGUACCAGAAUGAGAGUGAGAUUGGGGAAGGGAUCCAGCAGAAAAUCAAGGAAGGUGCUGUGAAAAGAGAGGACCUCUUCAUUGUUAGCAAGCUGUGGUCCACUUUCCAUGAGAAGCAUCUGGUGAAGGGAGCCUGUCAGAAGACUCUUGCUGACCUGAAAUUGGAUUACCUGGAUCUCUACCUCAUGCACUGGCCUCUUGGUUUCAAGGCAGGAGAGGAGCUGUUUCCUGCAGAUGACAAAGGCAUGGCUAUACCCAGCAACACAGAUUUUCUAAAUACAUGGGAGGCCAUGGAAGAGCUGGUGGACUGUGGACUGGUAAAAGCCAUUGGUGUCUCCAACUUCAACCAUGAGCAGAUUGAAAGAAUCUUGAACAAGCCAGGACUGAAGCACAAGCCUGCAAACAUCCAGAUCGAAUGCAAUCCAUACCUUACACAGGAGAAGCUGGUGAACUACUGCCAAUCCCAAGGGAUUGCUGUGACAGCAUACAGCCCCCUUGGCUCUCCUGACAGACCAUGGGCUAAGCCAGAGGAUCCUUCCCUUCUGGAUGACCCCAAGAUCAAGGAAAUUGCAGCCAAACACAACAAAUCCACAGCCCAGGUUCUCCUUCGCUUCCAGAUCCAGAGAAAUGUGAUUGUGAUUCCCAAAUCUGUCACCCCACAGCGCAUUGCGGAGAACUUCCAGGUGUUUGACUUCAAAUUAACUAAAGAGGAGAUGGCAACUAUUGUCAGUUUUAACAGAAACUGGAGAGUCUAUACAAUGAGCAUGGGCAAAACUCACAAGGACUACCCAUUCAAUGCAGAAUACUGAAGAUGCUCAUAUCCUGCCCUCCUUCAGAGCUUGGUCUGAUAUUCUUCCUAUCAAGUUCUCUGAAUUUCUUAUUGAAUUUCUCCUCCUGCAGCUACUGAAGUCACAGCAUAUGUAUUCAGUGAUCAUCUUUUGUUUACUCUUUCUGAAAGAAACAGUAAAGUUGCUGUAAAUAAAAUGGGGGCU